GGUUCCUCCUCUGAGUGAUGGCAGACGACGACAAGAGAGCGCGCGGAAGACCGAAGAAGGCGGCGGUUGUCGAAGGCGACGACGCGGACGACAAGAAGCUGAAGCGCCCGCGAAAGGCCGCCGAAGCGGCUUCGGCCGCAGUCAAGAGUCAGAGCCGCGGCGACGACGACGACGAGCCGAGCGCUAAGAGACGCAGAGGUCGACCAAAGGGCGCCACCGGCAAGAAGAAGAGGAGGAGAGGAUCGGCCAAAAAGCGGUCCAAGAGUUCCAAAGCGCCGACGGGUGGAGGCGAGGCGGCCGCCGGACACGACUUUGGCGGCGAUUAGCGCGAAGACAAUGCAUUGUUUAUAUCAUACGGAAUGCAUUCAACGGUCACAACAUUUUUGCACAAAUAUUCAGUCAUUUAUUAAUUGCUUUGAUUUACAUAUGAUUUACAUUUCCAUUGGUUUUUGCAUUAAAUGUCAAACAAUUCAUACUUUAGUCACAAAUAGUGAGCAAAUGUACUGUCAUUUCAAUAAACAAUAGAAACCCACGA
This is a messenger RNA of Oppiella nova, 535 nucleotides long. Lineage: Eukaryota; Metazoa; Arthropoda; Arachnida; Sarcoptiformes; Oppiidae. The record is from the annotation of a GenBank genome assembly.